GUAGCAAGUGCAUAUUUUUUUAGCACGUGGCGCUCGCUUUUAGCUUCGGAGCUUCUGAGUGGUUUGCUAGGCGGUUAUCUGCCGAAAGGCGGUUUGAUGGGCUGCGGGUAGGACUGUCCCUGUGGGGUUCCUGUUCCAGCUCUGGGCGGACGGCCUCCCCGGGCGUCGAGGCUUUGCGCGCUUCCGUCAUGGACUACCGGCGGCUGCUGAUGAGUCGGGUGGUCCCGGGGCAGUUCGACGACGCGGAUGCCUCCGACAGUGAAAGCAUUGACCUGAAGACCAGCAGAGAACAAGAUGGUGUUCUGUUUGAAGACCUGCAGAAUGUGUCUGAGAAGACGGGGGAAGGUGAGAUGGAGGAGGAGGAGGAGGAGGAGGAGGAAGAGUCCAAUGACGAUGACGACUGGGACUGGGAUGAUGGAGUUGGGAAGCUCACCAAGAGUUGCAUCUCAAAUGCAAGGAGUAACCCCCAGCCAAAUCGACAGACUUCCAAUUGCAAUUCAGCCAAAAUGUAUACUCCAGCAGACAAGGUCUUACGGAAAUUUGAGAAUAAAAUUAAUCUAGAUAAGCUAAAUGUUACUGAUUCUGUCAUAAAUAAAGUCACCGAAAAGUCUAGACAAAAGGAAGCAGAUAUGUAUCGCAUCAAAGAUAAGGCGGACAGAGCAACUGUGGAACAGGUGUUGGAUCCUAGAACACGAAUGAUAUUAUUCAAGAUGUUGACUAGAGGAAUCAUAUCCGAGAUAAAUGGCUGCAUAAGCACAGGAAAAGAAGCGAAUGUGUACCAUGCUAGCACAGCAAAUGGAGAGAGCAGAGCAAUCAAAAUUUACAAAACUUCCAUUUUGGUGUUCAAAGAUCGGGAUAAGUAUGUAAGUGGGGAAUUCAGAUUUCGUCAUGGCUAUUGUAAAGGAAACCCCAGGAAAAUGGUGAAAACCUGGGCAGAAAAAGAAAUGAGGAACUUAAUCAGGCUAAACACAGCGCAGAUCCCAUGCCCAGAACCUAUCAUGCUGAGAAGUCAUGUUCUUGUCAUGGGCUUCAUUGGUAAAGAUGACAUGCCAGCGCCACUGUUGAAAAACGUCCAGUUAUCAGAAUCCAAGGCUCGGGAGUUAUAUCUACAGCUCAUCCAGUAUAUGAGAAGAAUGUAUCAAGAUGCCAGACUUGUCCACGCAGAUCUCAGUGAAUUUAACAUGCUGUACCACAGUGGAGGUGUGUACAUCAUUGAUGUUUCUCAGUCCGUAGAGCAUGACCACCCACACGCCUUGGAGUUCUUAAGAAAGGACUGUGCCAAUGUCAACGAUUUCUUUUUGAAGCACAGUGUUGCUGUAAUGACUGUGCGGGAACUCUUUGAAUUUGUCACAGAUCCAUCCAUCACACAUGAGAACAUGGACGCUUACCUCUCAAAGGCCAUGGAAAUAGCAUCUCAAAGGACCAAGGAAGAACGGUCCAGCCAAGAGCAUGUGGAUGAAGAGGUGUUUAAGCGAGCAUAUAUUCCUAGAACCUUGAAUGAAGUAAAGAAUUAUGAAAGGGAUAUGGAUAUAAUGAUGAAAUUGAAGGAAGAGGACAUGGCCAUGAAUGCCCAACAAGACAAUAUUCUGUACCAGACGGUUACAGGAUUGAAGAAAGAUCUGUCUGGAGUUCAGAAGGUCCCUGCACUUCUAGACAAUCAGGCUAAGGGAGAGGCUUGUUCCAGUUCAGAAGAUGCUGGAAGCUCCGAGUGCUCUGACACAGAGGCUGAAGAGCAGCAAGACCAGGCCUGCCCCGGGAAACCCACUGCUGACACCGAAGUUGGUAAAAAGGAAAGAAAAAAGAUGGUCAAGGAAGCCCAGAGAGAGAAAAGAAAAAACAAAAUUCCAAAGCAUGUGAAAAAAAGAAAGGAGAAGACAGCCAAGAUGAAAAAGGGCAAAUAGAAUGAGAAAUUGAGACAUAGAAUAAUCUUCCAUCAGUCACUUUUCCCGC
This is a messenger RNA of Lontra canadensis (Northern American river otter), 1950 nucleotides long. RefSeq names its product RIO kinase 1 (gene RIOK1). The coding region runs from base 189 to 1901 and encodes 570 amino acids. Gene Ontology annotation, cellular component: cytosol; preribosome, small subunit precursor. The transcript has 17 exons. The record is from RefSeq and is a predicted model, not a curated record. Lineage: Eukaryota; Metazoa; Chordata; Mammalia; Carnivora; Mustelidae. Gene Ontology annotation, biological process: maturation of SSU-rRNA. Gene Ontology annotation, molecular function: ATP binding; protein serine/threonine kinase activity.